Messenger RNA from Zingiber officinale, 663 nucleotides. Its product is annotated as zinc finger A20 and AN1 domain-containing stress-associated protein 8-like. The transcript is spliced from 4 exons. NCBI's taxonomy places the organism in Eukaryota, Viridiplantae, Streptophyta, Magnoliopsida, Zingiberales, Zingiberaceae. The record is from RefSeq and is a predicted model, not a curated record. Gene Ontology annotation, biological process: protein ubiquitination. Bases 1 to 663 code for a protein of 220 amino acids. Gene Ontology annotation, molecular function: ubiquitin-protein transferase activity; zinc ion binding.
AUGCCCGAUCAGGCCACCUUCCCGACAAAGUGGCAGGUCAGCUUGCCUCCCACCCCCGAGCUGAAGAAGUUCAAGACCCGACCGGACUAUCUCUAUGCCGCAAAUAUAUUAGCCGCGGACAUCGUCAUGGACUCGGUCAUGGCUGGCGUUCUGAAGAGAAAGGCGGCAGCGUUAGAGGCCGCGGCGGCCAGGGAGAUGGAAACGUUGGGUAUCCAGCCGAACACGGCCAUUUCUGACUUGGAGAAGAAGAAUGUGGAGGCUAGAGGCUUGGAGCUGAAGAUCAAGGAGUUGAUGGAACAGCUCGACCAAGAGAAAGUGAGCCGCUCGCCCGACGCCGUCAGGCAUAAGGAUGAGCUGACCACUUUGCAAGAAUCUCUUGCUGCAGCUCAACUGGCCUUCAAAGAGUACCAAGAGGCCGAGCCGAAUCGGGUUGCAGCUCUAAGACAAGGCUACAUCCGCUCGCCCGAUUUCUCGGAAAAAAUCUGCGAGCGGAUGAAAAGGGUGGGCUUGACCAGCUUCCAGUGCCGCUGCGGCGAUCUCUUCUGCAAACUUCACCGGUACUCCGAUUCCCAUGACUGCUCAUUCGAUUACAAGGCGGCUGGAAGAGAACAAAUCGCCAAGGCCAAUCCUCUCAUAAGAGCUGCGAAGAUCAUUAAAAUAUGA